Molecule: messenger RNA, 1623 nt
Organism: Poeciliopsis prolifica (blackstripe livebearer)
Lineage: Eukaryota; Metazoa; Chordata; Actinopteri; Cyprinodontiformes; Poeciliidae
Product: fibronectin type III domain-containing protein 9
Exons: 2
Coding region: 539-1144 (201 amino acids)
Molecular function (GO): protein binding
Source: RefSeq, a predicted model, not a curated record
GGUCGGCGCUGGUUGUUGUGCUGUGGGAAGAAGCAGCGGGACAGAUGGAUGAAGUGGCUGCAGCACAUUUCGUCUCGCCACUUAAAAUUCCAGGUACGACACGCAUCAUAUUCCUGGUCAACGGGAAAUUAAAGAUCUGCAUCGCAUCUGAUCUGCAUGUUGAUAGAGGAGCUACAGUCCCUGUAGAGAGUAUGACCUACGACUGACCCACAGAUGGGAGAAAAUGCACUUUUUUUUAUCCCAAACAGGAGAUUUUAGCUCCCUCUCCUGCGUUUGCUCUAAUCCGCUAACACUCCCUCUAGUGUUGCAGAAUCUGAGAUAAAGACGCGUUGAUCGGUGCUUCACUCCCUCGGAGCGGGACUCUGCAUCGAGCAUCUCCAUCUGGUUACAAUGGGAGAGACGUUUGAACACCAGCAGCGACGCUCAGCACACUGGGAGGACCGUCACACAGCGGAGUGUUUUCAUGUCUGACUUAAUGUUGUGAGCCUGCGGCUGGAAAAUAAAGCCAAACCAAACAGGAAGCUCUUCUUCUGUCGUCAUGGUGGUCACGGUCUACAACAUCUCGUCCACCUCGGCCAGGGUGACGUGGCCCGCCUCCCCCGCCUGCCUGGACACCUUCUACAGCGUCAUGUACGAUCCCAACUGGAACAGCCUCAUCAUGGGCUACAAGCGCAAGAGCUUCAAGCACGAGGAGCGCAUCCCCGUCAGCCAGACCGCCACCUACCUGGGCAACCUGCUGCCCCAAACCGCCUACUUCCUGUGCGUGACGUGCCAGGCCGCCGACCCCGUUCGGGAGCAGUGCCAGGUGUUCAGCACACCGAGCGAGAGCAGCGAGGGCCACGACCGGGCGGGCUGGGAGGUGGCGGUGGGCGUGUGGCUGACCUGCUGCCUGCUGCUGCUGGUCAUCGCCGGCGUCCUGCUGUGGGGCUGCCUCCACAACAUGUGCUCCCUGCCGGGCCGCGCCGCCGAGAGCCGCCCCGUGGUGACGACCUCCACCCGCCAGGACAUGUCCAGUUCGGGACACCUGUUCCAGGCCAGGAGCAGCAGCAGCGAGGAGAGCAUCAAGCGGGCCACCGCCAUGCAGACGUCGCUGAUGCUGGCGCAGCCAGGCGGCCAUGUAAUUACCCCGGAGCAUGAGGGCUGAGCCGGCUGACAGAGAGCCGGCAUUAAUCGAGCGGAUUGAGGUCACCACGGUAUUGUUCCGCGCCCCCCACCGACCCCGGCCGAAUUAUCGCCGAACGUUUUACCCCGCUCAAUGAAAAUCCUGUUUGAGCUUACAGGGAUAUUGUCAUAGCAACCAUUCACAACAAGACUGUUUGAACCAUUUUAAGUGAGUUAACCUAAACAUACAAGAUGAUACAGAGAAGAUGGUCAUUCUACUAGAAAUAUUAAACUCAAAGGGUUCUUUCAGCUUUAACCUUCUAGACUUCUAUUUUAUUUUAUUUUUUUGCAGAGAGGGAUUUUUGUCUAAACAUUUUGCACAAGACCUAAGAGACAUGAAGCUCAGCACAAUGUUUCCUUGAAUAAAGUUUCCUUUUCUUUAUUUUCUGUAGGGAUUUCAUUAGGCCCAGACAAUAAAUGAAUUUAACUGAUCAAUAAAAUAUUUAGUUUUUGCAAAUGUAA